AUGAGCUUGGUGUUGAGACCCACGUUCUGGGAAGAGGAAGAAAAAUCGCUAAUCCUUAUCCGGAAUCAUGGCUAUGUAACUAAGGACAAUGCCGAGAAGAGGUGCGAUGAGUUCCGUGUGCUCCUUGAACUAAUACCGGAGGAGUUUACAGCGGAAGAUACAAUGCCAGAAAAGGCGUCGAUGACCAGAGAGGAGGCUCACCGUAUAUUUCUGGAAGAUGCUAAGAGGACGUUUGCGAGUGUUGUGAGCCAAAAGAUUGAGGUUGCUUGUAUGGAGAAAGUGUAUGAGCAAUUGGGUGAUUACCAUCAGGGGUUAUGUUUUAUAGUAUCAUUCUUGUUGUUGUUUCUGGAGCCUGAUGAGGUGUUGAAGAUCUGUCAUUACUUAAGUCAUACUUCUAGCAACGGUUACUACAAAAUUGAAAACCCGUUUUAUCUUCGUGACGCGCGAGUGUUUGAAUACCUGCUUCUUAAUCUAAGACAGCCUCUGGGGUCGUUGCUACGGAAACGGACCGUCGUUCCCGGUCAAUAUUUAUCGAAAUGGUUCAUAGGACUUGGAUUACACGUACUAAACUUCUCUGCUAUAUACCUUUACCUAAGAUUGCUACUCUGUAAACCUGAUAGGGUCACUCACUUUCAAGUCGCCCUAAGCCUCAUAGACAAUGUUACACCUGAACUACUUCAAUCCAAAAAUGUUUCGGAAACCAUAGAAAUAUUAAAGCUAGACAAAUCCAAAUUCCCGAAUAACUCUACUCGAAGAACCAUCCACUCAAAAAACCAAUCAGAAGAUGAAGAAACUCCGGAACCUUCACCCACUAAUCAAAUGACUAAGCAAGUCGACAUGGACGAGGUUAACGUAAUUUCGAUAUUCGAUAAAAUCAUCAUGGAUGCUGAACACAUAUACUUCGACCCAGAAAUGGUUCAGCAGUUCACAAACAAAGUAGAAAAUGAAAUGGCAGUAGAAGAAAAACGGCGUCUUGAAUUCCUAGCUGCACAAGCAGAUGAUACUGAUGAAAUCGUAUUCAGUGAUGAAGAAGAAGAGUAG
Gregarina niphandrodes is the source of this 1041-nucleotide messenger RNA. RefSeq names its product TBC domain protein. The transcript has 2 exons. Bases 1 to 1041 code for a protein of 346 amino acids. NCBI's taxonomy places the organism in Eukaryota, Apicomplexa, Conoidasida, Eugregarinorida, Gregarinidae. The record is from RefSeq and is a predicted model, not a curated record.